AUGUUGAUCAAGGAGUACCGGAUCCCCAUGCCCAUGAGCGUGGAGGAGUACCGCAUUGCCCAGCUCUACAUGAUCCAGAAGAAGAGCCGAGAGGAGAGUUGUGGUGAGGGCAGUGGGGUGGAGAUCCUAGAGAACAAGCCGUAUGAGGAUGGUCCAGGCGGGUCGGGACAGUACACACACAAGGUGUACCACAUCGGGAAACACAUCCCCUCGUGGUUCUGCUCCAUCCUGCCUCAGGCUGCUCUACGCGUGGAAGAGGAGUCCUGGAACGCCUACCCAUACACACGCACACGGUAUACCUGUCCAUUUGUAGAGAAAUUCUCCAUAGACAUUGAGACGUAUUAUAAACCUGACACAGGGACCCAAGAGUGCUUCAAUCUGUCAUCAGCAGAAAAAAGAACAAGGACUAUAGACCCCAUUGACAUUGUGAAGGACUACAUUGCACCCCAUGAGUACCUGGUUGAGGAGGACCCUAAGCUGUACUUAUCAGAGAAAACCAAGCGAGGACCACUGACUGACGACUGGAUCAAACUCAUCAACCAGAACCCGACCCAGAACACGGUCAUGUGUGCCUACAAGCUCUGCAAGGUGGAGUUCAGAUACUGGGGAAUGCAGUCCAAGAUAGAACGCUUCAUUCACGAUGUUGGCCUGCGUAAGGUGAUGGUGCGUGCCCACCGGCAGGCGUGGUGCUGGCAAGAUGAGUGGUACGGUCUGACCAUAGAGGACAUCAGACAGCUGGAGCUGGAGACCCAGCUAGCCCUGGCCAGGACGAUGGCCCAGUACAGUCUCAGUGACACCGAGGAGGGGGCGGAAGUGACCAACGGGACCCCUGCCACCCCCGACCAGGACCAGGAGGGAGUGAAGGCCCUGGGGGAGGGGGGAGAGGUGGAGGGAGGACGGACAGGGCUGGGAGAUGCGUUACAGACGCGUGGAGAGCUCACCAAGCAGUGGUCAACUUCGUCCAAGUCGUCUAAUAGAUCCUCGAAGAGAGGAGGAAGCCCCGUCCACCAGAACAUCUCAGAGUGGCGGAUGCAGAGUAUCGCUCGUGACUCCGAGGACAGCACGGACGACGAGUUCUUUGACGCUCACGAGGACUUCUCUGGGGAUGAGGAGAUGCUGUUACAUGCCAAGGAGAUGACCAAGUGGAGUUCCAACGACCUAAUGGACAAGAUGGACACUACAGAGAUGGACGAGGGCCAGGAGAGCCUGUAUCAGUCGGGUGAAGAGUAUGCCGCGACCAGUAGUGACGAGAGACUUCUUGAGGAUGGGUCGUCUCAGCAGUGUCUGGCGCCCUCAAAGAUCCACGUUCUCCUCCUGGUGCUUCACGGGGGUAACAUCCUAGACACUGGAGCAGGUGAGCCAAAUAGUAAGCAGGCGGACGUCAACACUCUGACCGGAGCGUUUGAGACAGUGAUGAGGGUCCAUUACCCAGCAGCCCUAGGACGCAUCGCCAUCCGCAUGGUUCCUUGCCCCGCGGUUUGUGCCGACGCCUUUUCCCUGGUGUCCAAUCUCAGUCCUUAUAGUUAUGACGAGGGCUGCCUCUCCAACAGUCAGGACCACAUUCCUCUAGCUGCACUGCCUCUAUUGGCCACCUCCGCUCCCCAGUACCAGGAUGCCGUGGCUACCGUCAUCCAACGAGCCAAUCAGGUGCAUGGGGACUUCUUAAGGUCCUUGGAAGGGACAUCCUUCUCAGGACAGGUGUGUGUGAUCGGGGACUGUGUAGGUGGUAUCCUAGGGUUUGAUGCUCUGUGCAGCAGUAACGUCACCGUCUCAGAGAGCCAGAGCAGCAGCAGACGAGGCAGCACUGUCAGCGUACAGGACACAGACCUCCUCUCCCCAGGCAUCAUAAUAAACAGUGUCUCUCCGUCUCUGGAGGGCAGUCGCCAUCUUAGUCGCAGUAACAUCGACAUCCCUCGCAGUUUAGGGCCCGACGACCCCAAGACAAUGCUGCCACGCAAACGCAGUGACUCCUCCACCUACGAACUAGACACCAUCAAACAGCACCAGGCCUUCCUGUCCAGUCUCCACAGCAGUGUGUUGAGAACAGACCCGGGUUCGAGGCGCUCCAGCAGCAGUACCAUGCUAGAGGGAGGGGGGGCGCUCGGGAGGCUGGACUUCGAGGUGGCAGACUUCUUCCUCUUUGGUUCUCCUCUGGGGCUGGUGCUGGCGCUGAGGAAGACUGUUGUGCCGUCUAUAGAUGUCUCAGCGUUGCGUCCAGCUUGUCAGCAGGUGUAUAACCUGUUUCAUCCUGCGGACCCCUCUGCCUCCCGCCUGGAGCCCCUCCUAGAGAAGAGGUUUCACCAGCUGCCCCCCUUCUGUGUCCCCCGUUACCAACGCUUCCCUCUGGGGGACGGGCACUCGGCUCUGCUGGUGGAGACGAUGCAGAGUAACCCCCAGCUCCUGUUGGAGUCAGUACCCCUGUCAGUACCCCUGCGUUACCAGGAGGGGGGCGUCAGUGAGACUUCCAUCCCCGUCCCUGUACUCAACUGGCCCCAACAGGCCGCACAGCUCAACGACACUGACGUGCUCCACUCCCACUGUGGUGUGUUUGUGGACAGCCAGUACCCGUCCUCCCCGCUGACCGGACCCCCCCACCCCAGGGGCCUCCGUAGGUCCAGCGAGGCCAGCAUCGCCAGCCAGGUGUCAGGCAUGGCCGACUCAUACACCGCCUCUAACAUCGCCAACAUUGCAUCUCGGUGGUGGGGCAGUAAGCGGAUGGACUUUGCCCUGUACUGUCCUGAUGCCCUCACAGCCUUCCCCACUGUAGCCCUGCCUCACCUCUUCCAUGCGUCGUACUGGGAGUCCACUGACGUCGUCUCCUUCCUACUCAGACAGGUGAUGAGGCAUGAGAACUCGAGUGUUCUGGAGCUGGACGGUAAAGAGGUGACCGAGUUCAAGCCCUCUAAACCCAGAGAGAAGUGGAUCCGCAAGAGGACCCACGUCAAGAUCAGGAACGUGACGGCCAACCACCGCGUGAACGAUGCUGUGUUCUCUGAGGACGGAACACAGCUGGUGAUGGGACGCUUCAUGUAUGGCCCUCUGGACAUGGUCACCCUCACUGGAGAGAAGAUUGACAUCCACAUCAUGACCCAGCCCCCCUCAGGAGAGUGGGUGUACUUUGACACCGAGCUGACCAAUAGCAGCGGACGCAUCUCUUAUGUCAUCCCAGAGAGCAAAAGGCUGGGCAUUGGAGUUUAUCCUGUCAAACUGGUCGUCAGGGGUGACCAUACAUUUGCGGACAGCUACCUGACGGUGUUGCCGCGGGGAACAGACUUUGUAGUGUUCAGUAUCGACGGCUCGUUUGCUGCCAGCGUGUCCAUCAUGGGCAGCGACCCCAAGGUCAGGGCUGGAGCUGUGGACGUGGUCAGACACUGGCAGGACCUGGGCUAUCUGAUAGUGUAUGUGACGGGUCGUCCAGACAUGCAGAAGCAGCGUGUGGUGGCCUGGCUGUCUCAACAUAACUUCCCUCAUGGAAUAGUGUCCUUCUGUGACGGCCUGGUGCACGACCCCCUCAGACACAAGGCCAACUUCCUCAAGUCCCUCAUCUGUGAGGCCCAUAUGAAGAUAUUUGCCGCGUACGGCUCUACUAAGGAUAUCACAGUGUACUCCUCCUUAGGCCUGCCCCCAUCACACAUCUACAUAGUGGGACGGCCCACCAAGAAGAUGUCCAGCCAGUGUCAGUUCAUCCCAGACGGCUAUGCGUCCCAUCUGUCCCAGCUGGAGUACAGUCAGAGGUCUCGUCCUGCCAAGACCGCCAGCGCCCGUAUUGUUCUCCGUAAGGGAAGCUUCGGACUGGGCGCCGCCGGGGGGGACUACCUCCGCAAGCGCAACCACAUCCUGCGCUCCAUCAACUCAACUGGGGGGGCGGGCUCUAGCUCCCCUGGCCAACCAGGGCGCACGGAACGCACGCUGAGCCAAUGCGAGGUGGAGAGGGAGAGAGCAGGAGCGGGGACCCAGAGGAGUAUGAGUAUAGCAGCUGGGUGUUGGGGCCGCACCGGGAGCACCAAGGAGGGGUCAGGAGGAUUACUCAGCCCAAAAUAGGACUCACCAGACUGGGCUACAGGGGGGAGGGGACCCUGCCUGACUCUACCUGGAGCACUAUGAUCUUUGGACUGGCUCUGAGAGAAACAUGGAAGAAGUAUGUUUAAGAGAGAGUUAGAGAAAGGAAA
Molecule: messenger RNA, 4169 nt
Organism: Salvelinus namaycush (lake trout)
Lineage: Eukaryota; Metazoa; Chordata; Actinopteri; Salmoniformes; Salmonidae
Product: membrane-associated phosphatidylinositol transfer protein 2-like
Exons: 25
Coding region: 1-4041 (1346 amino acids)
Biological process (GO): phospholipid transport
Cellular component (GO): cytoplasm
Molecular function (GO): phosphatidylcholine binding; phosphatidylinositol binding; phosphatidylinositol transfer activity
Source: RefSeq, a predicted model, not a curated record